Molecule: messenger RNA, 1590 nt
Organism: Candidula unifasciata
Lineage: Eukaryota; Metazoa; Mollusca; Gastropoda; Stylommatophora; Geomitridae
Source: the annotation of a GenBank genome assembly
AUGGCUGCUGUAGAAACAUGGACAGUAGCCAGCCUGUUGUCUGGUGCGACUGUGUAUCUUGUCCUAGCCACCGUGGCUGUUCUCUUCUACUUUAUCUACAGCAAAUUGAGCACUGACGACAACUGGGACAAGUAUGGCGUCAAGCAGGUCAACAUGGGCCUCACAGACUUCCGGACCGCAUGCGCCGACCUCAUUCAGCAGCACGGGGACACUAUUGGGGUGAAACGGUUCCAGAUGCAGCUUAUCUCCCGUGACCUCGAUAUCCUGAAGAACGUCAUGGUGAAAGAUUUUAACAACUUUGUGGACAGAAUGACAGUGUUCAGGACCAAAUCAUUAGUGAAAAAGGGCCUCUUCUUCCUCGAAGGAGACGACUGGAGACGGAUACGACAUGUUCUGUCGCCUUCAUUCGCAUCCGGAAAACUAAAGCAUAUAUCAAAGACAAUAGACGACACCGCAGUCAAGCUGGCAAACGUGCUGGAGCACUGUGCCAGGACCAACAAAAACGUGGAGAUCAAACAUUUAACUGGCCAGUACACCAGUGAGAUCAUCGCCAAGACAGCAUUCGGCCUCCAAACGGAGUGCCUCGGCGGGGAGGAUGACCAGUUCACCGACUACUGCAAGAAGUUAUUUAAGUCCAGGAGUUCACUUAUGACCAAGGCUAUGAUCGUUUUGUUUCGAUUUCCCUGGCUGCACAGUUUUCUGUUGAAUACGCUAGGACUGACAAUGUUUGACACAGUCAACGAAGAGUCCAAUGAAUACCUGACCUCCACCCUGCACAGAACACUGGCUGAAAGAGAGGAGUACGAGAGGUCCCAGGGCAGGAAGCCCACGGACCUGCUACAAAGUCUGGUGUCCGCCAAGAUGGCCGGCGACAGAGAGGAGGCCGUCAAUGCCACUACUGCUGCAGACAGCACUAAGACUGAUCCCUCUGACAGAAUACCGAAGACAAUGACACAGGAUGAGCUGAUUGGACAGUCAAUCCUCAUUAUCUUCGCUGGAUUUGAGACAACGGCCACCACGCUGCAGUUCUGUCUCUACCUGUUGGCCAAACACCCAGGUGUCCAGGAAAAACUGUAUGAAGAAAUCCAGACGGUUGUCUCAGGAGAGAAUCCGACACUGGAAGAACUAGGGCAGCUCCGAUACUUGGAACAAGUGAUCAAUGAAACACUCAGACUCUUCCCUCCUGCUCCAAUUAUGAGCAGAAAGGCUGCAGAGACAAGAAAGUACGGCCACAUCACUAUCCCUAAAGGAGCAGUCGUCAUCAUCCCUAUCUUCCUGGUUCUGAAAGAUCCAAAACAUUUUCCAGAUCCCGAAAAAUUCGACCCGGAUAGAUUCACAGAGGAAAACAAGGCAACAAGAGAUCCAAUGGCAUUUAUGCCCUUUGGUUAUGGACCCCGUUUGUGUCUUGGGAUGAGGCUGGCCUAUCUCGAGCUAAAGAUAGCACUAGUGCAUGUUCUUAGAAAGGUCACAUUUGAGCUAAAUGACACGACAGUUCCUAAACUGGGCGGGGACAUUGAAAUCAAGAAAGGUGCUCCUCUGUUGACCCCAGUGGAGCCAGUACAGUUGUGUGUCAAACAAAGACACCCGUAA